This is a messenger RNA of Puntigrus tetrazona (Sumatra barb), 1501 nucleotides long. It is a transcript of the gene eaf1, whose product is annotated as ELL associated factor 1. The record is from RefSeq and is a predicted model, not a curated record. Gene Ontology annotation, biological process: regulation of transcription elongation by RNA polymerase II; positive regulation of DNA-templated transcription. Lineage: Eukaryota; Metazoa; Chordata; Actinopteri; Cypriniformes; Cyprinidae. Gene Ontology annotation, molecular function: transcription elongation factor activity. The coding region runs from base 76 to 831 and encodes 251 amino acids. The transcript has 7 exons. Gene Ontology annotation, cellular component: super elongation complex.
UGUCACGCCAUCAACUUACAAGCGAAGGCUUUAGUGUUUCGCGCGAGGCUGGUGUGUUCAAUGUGACGCGCAGUGAUGAACGGCAGCUCGAACCCGCCUCUGGAUAAAGAAGAGCACGUGUUAAAGCUCGGAGAUAGUUUUGAGAAGAGGCCAAAAUCAUCUUUUCACACCAUCAGAUAUGAUUUUAAACCAGCGUCCAUAGAUACUUCCUGUGAAGGAGAUUUGCAAGUAGGAAAAGGAGAUGAGGUUACCAUCACAUUACCACACAUACCGGGCUCCACUCCGCCAAUGACUGUGUUUAAGGGCAACAAAAGGCCAUAUCAGAAAGACUGCGUUCUCAUCAUCAACCACGACACUGGAGAGUUUAUGUUGGAAAAGCUCAGCAGCAGCAUACAAGUCAAGAAAACCAGAGCUGAGGGAAGCAGCAAGAUCCAGGCUCGCAUAGAGCAGCAGUCGGUGAGAGCUAACCAGCUGACGGCUCAGUUCCGCACCCCCGUCAAGCCCGGAGGCGGAGCCAAGACCUCGCCGACCAAAGACAACCCUUCGCCCGAGCCUCAGCUGGACGACAUCAAACGAGAGCUGCGGGCCGAGGUGGACGUGAUCGAGCAGAUGAGCAGCAGUGGCAGCAGCAGCUCGUCAGACUCUGGCAGCUGUUCUGGCAGCGGUGAUGACAGCUCCGGCAGCGACGGAGAACAGGAAGCUCAUCUCUCCCCCGGCAAGAACAACGCGGCCAACGGAAUGAACAAGUCACAAGGCAGCAAUCAGCUGAUGAACACACUCCGAAAUGAUCUCCAGCUAAGUGAAUCUGGCAGCGACAGCGACAUCGACUGACCUCCGACCUAGCUGACGUUCAGCACUUACAAACUCAGAUCGGGUUUCUCUGCGUUACGCGCUUUUUCGUAGACGAUAUCGGUCUUUUUGCAGUGGUUUCGUAGAUAUCGGUGCAUAUGCAGUUUUAUUUCGAGCUUUUAACGGCUUCAUGUUAGCAUGGAGAUACCACGGAAAGUGUUGAAGAAUGUAAAAUUAUUGUAAUAGAUUUUAUUUUUAUUGCAAAGGGAAAUUUUUGAACAGAUAAGGUUGUGUAAAUUAUUGUACCUUCGGUUGUUCGGUAUUUUUAUGGAGCUAAAAAUUCUCAACCAGCGUUGCUUGUUUAUUGCACCGGUCCCCUCAACUUCAGUGUUACAUAAACCAAAUGAAUUGCAUGAAUCGUAUAUUCAUAUUUCUCAUAUUCUUAUGACUGCUUUUCGCAUUGCCUAUGAAGAUUGAAGUGGCAAAAAGCAAAUACAAAUGAGUUUGUCACAUUUUUUAUGACAUGAGGGUCACAACCCCUCAUAUACAACAUUUAAAAUGCUUAAUGUCAGUACUCAGUUUCUCAAAGUGUAUGUGCAUAUCUGUAAAAGUGUAUACUGCUGGUUUAACCAAAAAUAAAUUGUUUUAUUGCACUGUACAAUAUCAAUGUUGUAAAUAGUAUCUGUAAUGUAAGAUAAAAGUCAUAAAACUG